AUGAGUAACUUUGGUCAGAUCCUGAAGGAGAUCGGGGAGUUUGGUUUGUUUCAGAAACGGUUAUUGGUUGUAUUAUGCAUCCCCAGCAUGUUUUCAGCUUUCGACUUUAUCGGUCCGGUGUUUAUAGGCAUGAGCUUCCCACAUCACUGUAACACUGACUGGAUCUUGGAGCGUGGGCCAAACCUGACGGAGGAGAGGCAAAGAAAUCUCACCCUCCCAGUGGGGAAGGAUGGAAGUUUUGAAAGCUGUGAAAUGUUCACACCUGUGGAUUUAGAUUUGGAAACCAUUGAAGUGUAUGGGAUUAACAGUACAACAGGAUGCACCAAUGGAUGGGACUAUGAGGCACCCAUGGGUGCUUCCAGUAUUGUGACAGAGUUUGAUCUAGUUUGUGACAAGAGUGGUUUGAUUGAGGCAGCACAGUCCAUUUCUAUGGCUGGUGCUCUGGUUGGUACGCUGGUGUACGGGACAAUUUCUGACAGGUUUGGUCGGCGCUUUGCGAUCCUGCUUUCCCUCCUUCUCCCAUUGUUGUUUGGUGUGGGUGUUGCUUUCUCCCCCAACAUCUAUGUCUAUAUCCUUCUCAAAUUUCUCUCUGGGAUUUCAACUGUUGUCAUUCAAAUGAACACAUCAGUGUUGGCGGUGGAGUGGACUGAUCCCUCUAAGGUUGCUCUUUGCACAAUGGUCAUCGUAACAUUGUGUUCUGUUGGACUAACCUUAAUGUCCAGCAUUGCCUAUUUAAUCAACAACUGGAGGAUCCUGCAGCUGGUGCUCUUCAGCCCUCUCAUCCUUAUCCUGGGGUUAUUUUACUGGUUUGUCCCAGAGUCAGCUCGCUGGCUGAUGACCCAGGGCAGGAAGGAGGAGGCACUAAAGGAACUCCGGAGGGCAGCCAGGGUGAACGGGAGAACGGUCCCAGAAGAUCUGCUGGACAAGCUUGAGAUGGAGGGUGCAUCCAGAAGAAGAAACGUGUUGGACCUCUUCCGGAUACCGUAUUUGAGAAAACGUACUUUCAUAAUGAGCUUUAACUGGUUCUCAACAAGUCUUCAAUAUUAUGGGCUGAGCCUGAAUGUUGGCAGUUUCGGCCUGAAUAUCUACCUCACACAGUUCAUCUUUGCUGUUGCUGAAAUUCCUGCAAUGUUUGUUCCUUUGGCUCUAAUUCAACACUUUGGAAGGAGAAUAUGUCAGGCAGGCUGUCUUCUCUUGGGUGGGGCUGCUUGCCUCAUGGUCCUUGUUAUCCCACAUGAUCUUCCUGUGGUGGUAACAACCAUAGCAUUACUGGGGAAAUUUGCAUCUGCUGCCUCUUUCAACACAGCCUACGUUUACACUGCAGAAUUAUACCCAACCGUUUUAAGGCACAAAGGUUUUGGUGUAAACUCCAUGUGUGCUCGUGUGGCAGCCAUCAUCGCUCCACUGAUCAGGCUGCUGGAUGUUUACCAUUACACCAUCCCCAUGCUGAUAUACGGCAUCGUCCCCAUUGCUGCUGGAUGUUUCACUUUCCUACUGCCUGAAACCCUCAAUGUUGAGCUUCAGGACCACGCUGAGCUCAAACUCAGACUCAUUGGACACCACGUCAGCAGAGCUCCUCAGAAGCCAUCGGUUCUUGUGCUGAACGUGUCCAAAGCCUUCGUCGUAAUUCCCUUUUCUUCUGAACAGUUGUUGGUAGUGAAAUAUGCAGUAGAAUUCCCCAUGUAA
Cottoperca gobio is the source of this 1686-nucleotide messenger RNA. RefSeq names its product solute carrier family 22 member 13-like. Lineage: Eukaryota; Metazoa; Chordata; Actinopteri; Perciformes; Bovichtidae. The record is from RefSeq and is a predicted model, not a curated record. Bases 1 to 1686 code for a protein of 561 amino acids. Gene Ontology annotation, cellular component: membrane. Gene Ontology annotation, molecular function: transmembrane transporter activity. The transcript has 10 exons. Gene Ontology annotation, biological process: transmembrane transport.